Sitodiplosis mosellana (orange wheat blossom midge) is the source of this 2108-nucleotide messenger RNA. RefSeq names its product methylthioribose-1-phosphate isomerase. The record is from RefSeq and is a predicted model, not a curated record. The coding region runs from base 848 to 1927 and encodes 359 amino acids. Gene Ontology annotation, molecular function: S-methyl-5-thioribose-1-phosphate isomerase activity. NCBI's taxonomy places the organism in Eukaryota, Metazoa, Arthropoda, Insecta, Diptera, Cecidomyiidae. The transcript is spliced from 6 exons.
UGUCUUCUUUGUUAUCAAAAGAUAAUAGUUUAUGUGUCUGUGUGCAACAUUUGCUUUUGAUCCAUUCAUCGCGUACAUGUUGGCUCUUCUUUACAUUUCGGUGGGGGUUUUUUUCGAGUCAAGAGUUACAAGUUUAGAUUACUUAUCGGUUCCUCUUCGAGAGAAAUCAACAAACAUGUAGUGUGUGUAUGACGUUCAACAAUUGAAUAAGCAAUACUGAUCACGUACACACACAUAUACACUACGUAGAUAUGGCUUAAAUCCGGUGAACCAUUGCCUAGGAACAGAACAUACAUUGUAUUCAAAUGCAAUCAUAUUUGUUCAUGUUUUACGUGUCUCUUUCGUACGAAAUGCCAAUAUUUAGGCCAUAAACUCUUCGCUCGACUUAAAAACUCACGUAGAUACGGGCUAGAGAGAGCGAGAGAGCAAGAGGCGAAGAAAGCAAAAGGAGGAAAAAAAAAAUCAAAAGUGAUCAUUUGUCAAUAUGUGCAAAAGAAUUAAUUAAAUUGGAAACAGUCCUGGCCAGAAAGCGUGACGGCGUGCGUCUACGCGAGAACUCCCAUAAAGAAUAUAUACAUAUGUAAAUAUUCACCGUGUCGGUCGUUUGUUGGCAUUUGCAUUCGCUCCUAAUUCGAUCUCGUGCAAGAUUUUCAAAUUUAGUUUAUUUAUAUUGAAUUCGGUGUGUUAAUGUGAGUGGCGGUGAUCAAGCGCGCGCUCAUUUGAAUUACGUGCUUGCAUCGUAAAUAACUACAUCAUUUAUUUAAUUAGUUGCCACACAGUUGAACGCACAGCACCGUGUGAAACAAACACAAACAGAAAAAUAAACCGAGAACGAUCAAAAGAAAUCAUGGCUCUGGAAUCGAUUCGUUAUAGCAAUGGGAAAUUGGACAUAUUGGAUCAGUUAUUGUUGCCCGCGCAAAAUAAGUAUUUGUCGGUGAAAGGUGUCGAAGAUGGGUGGAAAGUGAUAAAUCGGAUGCAGGUUAGAGGUGCACCGGCUAUUGCCAUUGUCGGUUGCUUAUCGUUAGCAGUCGAAUUAUUUAGCGAACAGUUUAGUGAUAAGAAGUCUUUGCGUCAGGAAAUCGAAGGAAAACUCAAUUAUUUGGUGUCAGCACGACCAACAGCGGUUAAUAUGAAAAUUGCGGCCGAUGAGCUAAUAAAAUUUGCAAAUGAGUUGGCAACCAAUGAAAGCGUCAAUGUGGACGAAAUGAAGCGAAAAUUCCUUGAUACCACAGAAGCAAUGCUGCGAAAAGAUAUCGAAGAUAAUAAGGCGAUCGGCACAAAUGGAGCCAAAGCAAUUCUACAAAAUACAGACGGAAUGGUCCGUGUGUUGACACAUUGCAACACCGGUUCACUUGCGACGGCUGGUUAUGGCACGGCUUUGGGUGUCGUUCGUACAUUAUUUGAGCUCAAUCGCUUGGAGCAUAUUUAUUGUACUGAAACGAGACCAUAUAACCAAGGGGCUCGGUUGACAGCAUUUGAAUUGGUCCACGAUAAAUUGCCGGCUACGUUGAUUAUCGACAGCAUGGUCGCUGCGCUGAUGCAGAAAAAGAAUAUCGCAGCAGUUGUGGUUGGUGCGGAUCGUGUAGUAGCCAAUGGUGAUACCGCCAAUAAAAUUGGCACUUAUCAAAUUGCCGUUGUAGCCAAAUAUCAUAAUGUUCCAUUCUAUAUUGCUGCUCCGUUGACGUCAAUCGACUUGAAAAUCUCCAGCGGCGAACAAAUUGUUAUCGAAGAGCGUCCAGAUCGUGAAAUGACUCAUGUGGGUGAGCAUCGAAUCGCUGCCCAAGGUAUUAAAUGCUGGAAUCCAGCAUUUGAUGUGACACCAGCCCAUCUGAUUACCGGCAUUAUAACGGAAAUGGGUGUCUUCAAACCACAAGAAAUACGGCAAAAAGUUAGCGAAAUCCUUCAAACGGAAAAAAAUGGCCAAUAACUAGUAUUGCAUAUCAAAUCCAUCGAGAUGUAAAACACCAAUUUUCUAACAAAUGUAUACACAAUUAUUCGUGCUUUAAGUGAAACUUAACCAAAAACAAAGGAGCAACAACAACAACAAAAAGUAUCAAGGCAAAUGUCAAAUAAAUGGUGCCAAUUUUUUCUAAGCAAACCCUAUAAAA